UUGCUGGUCUCCCACCUCCCCAGUCACUGCAGUUCAGUGCCCCGCUCCCUGCGCAGCACCUGGAGGAUAUUUUUACUCAGUUAUGGCAGGUGUCACCUGGAUCCUCACUUUCCUUUGCGUCGCAGGGUGCCACCGGUCCUCAGCCUCACCCGUUCUCCGCUCUACCCGGGUGGUCCAGGUGGGGCAGAACGUGACGCUGACGUGCAACCUGACGUCCAGCGCCGAGAUCACCUGGUACCUGUUGCGCUCCGACCAGCUGCUGCCUCUGCUGACGGCUGCACCGGCUAAACUAGGGGAACAAACGGUCGUGUUUCACUCCGCAGACGACGACCGCAUCAACUGCAGGGGGGACGUGGAGAGAGGCACCGUCAGUCUGGAGAUCCUGGAGGUGGCGGAGCGGGAUGUCGGGCUGUAUUUCUGCACGGGGCGCUGUGCAGGCGUUGUGUGUGUCAACAGGGGAAUUCCUCUAGCUGUGAACGGAAUUGACGGGGAGUCGGCCGGCGACAAGACGAGGCAGCCAUGUUGGAGUCUGGGAAUCUGUGUUCUUCCAGCUUUACCGGUCCUCGUUUUCGUCCUGGCCUUUGGACUCUGCCUGUGCUCAGGUCGUCCCCGCGCUCUGACUUCCUGUCCUUCGUCUUCGGGUGAACCAGCUGUUUGCUGCUGUGACUCAGUGAGAAGGGACUCCAGCCUGAGGAUCACAGAGGAGGACUCUCUGCAUUACUCCAGUUUGAGGUGUGCGGUCCGGCCCCGCCCCGCUGGCCAAGGAGGAGCGGGAUUGGUCAAAGAGGACGUGACGUACUCGACAGUGGCCAAUCACAAGAACCCAAGCAGAUCACGUGACCGCAGAUGAAGCGGGACCUUGUUUGUAAUCA
Messenger RNA from Xiphias gladius (swordfish), 872 nucleotides. RefSeq lists its product as uncharacterized. NCBI's taxonomy places the organism in Eukaryota, Metazoa, Chordata, Actinopteri, Istiophoriformes, Xiphiidae. Bases 83 to 850 code for a protein of 255 amino acids. The record is from RefSeq and is a predicted model, not a curated record. The transcript is spliced from 5 exons.